AUGAUGAUGCGCCCCGCGGCAAGUGAGAACGGCCAGGCAGCGCGCGCGCUCGGCUCACACGAGAACCUGCAGAAGGCCGUUGGAGUCGAACGUUGUAAAUUAUGUACAUAAGUUACCGCCGUUAACCGGAGACACAUGAAUGGCCGGUCGCACAACUCGGAGCCGACAAACCGAAGCAGCGAGCGGGGAAUUGUUUAAACCUACGGAAAGCAUCGUCUGAAUUGGAACACGUACACCAAGUGCUCUCUCUGCCCGUCUCUGUCACAGACCGAAGCUCGACGGCUCCGGUGGGGAUUUUCAAGCCGCGGCGACUCGAUAAAAUGUAAAGAGAAGAGAGAGGAAAAAAACAAACCUACCCGCGGAUUUUUUCUUCUUUUCUAAAGGCUUGUUUUUUAAUGUAUUUUUUCAGUGGGUGUAAAAUAAUUUUGUAGGCAGAAAGCCCGGUGUAAAUGUCGUGUAAAUAACACUAACGUUUGUAAAUAGAUAAUACAGAUCAGUGAGUUUUUGCUAGCUAACUGGGCACAGCAGCUCGUUUUUAAAUGCAUAUAUCGCUGGACUGAAGAGCUACGAUGUUACAUUUGGGUUUACUUGAGGAUAUUCACACAACAGUUUGAGAAAAAACACUGCCAAGAGAGACGUGUGGUUUUCUUUGAUUAGCUCUGCACAAGUGGAUUCUGAGGAAAAUGUAGGAAAUGGUGAGAGGGAAAGUGAGGACAGAAACUAUUCUUCAACAGUUGUGGUCUCCCCCUCCUGUGCUACUGUAAAAUAGCAAAGAAAAGGUGACAGAGACGAAGAGGGAAGACAAGAAUUGUGAGAGAGUCGCCUGUUGUCCAAGGACAGCCUUCACCUGCAGCACUGGAAGAACGGCCUGACAGACUAGAAGGGGGGCGUGGGUAACCACAGAAAGACAGAGAGACGGGGACUGACAGAGCAGCAAGAGUUUGGAGGAGGAGGAGGUCUCGAAGGGGUGGGAAAGGCCAUUCUCAAUGGCUACUGACCCAGGAGAUCCCACAGGCACUGAAGACUCUUCUGAGAAACCUGAUGGACAGAAGGAGGAGGACACGGAGCGAGAGGGCCGGGUUGAGCAACAGAGGGAGAGAACACACAGCACCUCCUUGGACUUCGCCUCCUCCCAGACUCAGGAGGGGAGAGCGACAGGAGGAGAGGAUGGAGGAAUCAGGAGAGGAGGAGGAGGAGGAGGAGGAGGAGAAGCCUCCCAGGAGUGUGAGGAGACUACAAUCAGACCAAUUUCAUUCUCCACACCCUCCUUACCCGACGAUACAGGUCAGAAACGACUGAGAAGGGAAAAGCGCUUCUUCAGGAAAAGCGUGGAGAUUUGUGAAGAGGAUGACGAGGUUGAGGUGGCCCCUGAAGCGCCCCACAGUGCCCCCCACCUGGAGCUGCGCUCCCCAGACUCAGUCUUCACGAGCAAUGCCCAGCAGCAAGGGGGGGCUUCAUCCUGUGCAGCCUUGGGGCAUGACCCAUCUUGUCCAAACUCAGGCCAUGAGCUUGGAAAAGAUGCUCCUUCAUCUGCACCUCCUCAAAGGGGGAAGGAGAGGGACCGUGAACAGGAGGAGGAGGCAGAGAUGAAGGCUGUAGCCACAUCUCCUGGAGGCAGGUUUCUGAAGUUUGACAUUGAACUGGGCAGGGGAGCCUUCAAGACUGUGUACAAAGGCCUGGACACUGAGACUUGGGUGGAGGUGGCUUGGUGUGAACUUCAGGACCGCAAGCUGACCAAGGCAGAGCAGCAACGCUUCAAGGAGGAGGCAGAGAUGCUGAAAGGGCUCCAACACCCCAACAUCGUACGCUUCUAUGAUUCUUGGGAGUCUGUGCUUCGCGGAAAGAAGUGCAUUGUACUGGUGACUGAACUCAUGACAUCAGGGACACUCAAAACUUACCUGAAGCGCUUUAAGGUGAUGAAACCCAAGGUCCUAAGGAGCUGGUGUAGGCAAAUUUUGAAGGGUCUUCACUUCCUUCACACCAGGACUCCACCAAUUGUCCACCGGGACCUCAAAUGUGACAACAUCUUCAUAACAGGCCCUACAGGAUCAGUCAAGAUAGGGGACCUGGGACUAGCCACUCUUAUGAGGACCUCCUUUGCCAAGAGUGUUAUAGGAACCCCGGAGUUCAUGGCUCCAGAGAUGUAUGAGGAGCACUAUGACGAGUCUGUGGAUGUAUAUGCCUUCGGGAUGUGUAUGCUGGAGAUGGCUACAUCAGAAUAUCCCUACUCUGAGUGCCAAAAUGCUGCUCAGAUCUAUCGCAAAGUCACAAGCGGUAUCAAGCCAGCCAGCUUUGAAAAAGUGAAUGACCCAGAGAUUAAAGAGAUCAUUGAAGGCUGCAUUCGUCAGAACAAAAGUCAGAGACUUGCCAUCCGAGACCUCCUGAACCAUGCAUUCUUUGGGGAGGACACAGGGGUUCGGGUGGAGCUGGCAGAGGAGGACACAGGCACCCAGGACUGUCUGGCUCUCCGGAUUUGGGUUGAAGAACCCAAGAAACUGAAGGGGAAGCACAAGGACAAUGAGGCCAUUGAAUUCACUUAUGACCUGGAGAAUGAUAGCGCUGAGGAAGUGGCUCUAGAGAUGGUGAAGUCAGGCUUCUUCCACGAGAGUGAUGCCAAGGUGGUGGGAAAAUCCAUCCGGGACCGAGUAAAUCUGAUCAAAAAGUCAAGGGAGCGUCGACAGCAGCAGCUCCUUCAGCAGGGCUUUGAAGAACGAAGAGACUCCACCCUCACCUCCUACACCUUUUCGCAUCCGUCUUUCCCAUCCUCACUGGGGCAAGGGGCAGCUGGACAGACAGGAGGGGAAGGAGGAGGAGUGCAGGAGUCUGAGGAGCUGCCUGAAGUGGACCAGCAUGUCAGGCAGCAACAUAUUUUCAGUGGGACAGCCCUUAGUCUGCCAGAAGGUGAGAGCAUUGGGUCUGCCAGCUGUGAAUCAUAUGCAAGUGGACAAAGCCAGUCAUACUCUCAGCAAGGGGAGUCAUACACCCACUCCCAGACUGCUCUCCCCCCUAUGAGCACUGGAACAUUGGUCCAUCCUCAAAUGCUUCCCAUUGGUGAGAGUGGAAGUGUUCCAAAUGUGCCUCUUGGUCAGAGUCUUAGUAUGUCCAGCAUGUCUAUUGGCCAAAGUGGAGGAGGACCUGUUGGCCAGACAUUUCUUCAACCUGCUACCGUGGUUCCACAGGUAUCACCAAGUGUACCUCAACAAUAUUUUCAGUCACAAACAUUCCCAGCAGAAGCUUUUCAAACUGCCACUCCCCAUGGAUCAACGGCCCCCUCACAGUCAUACGUACCUCCUGUUUCCCCACAGGCACCCAUUAAUGUUCUCACUGCAUCCAUGCCAGUCAGUGAUCCUGCUGGACUAGCAGGGACCAUUGUGCCCCAUGCUCAGCAGACCCAACACCCUGCCACUCCCAUGCAGCUCACUGACAUCAUUCCCCAAGCUGCACCCCAGCAAACACAGCCUGUCAUGAUCCCUCAGCAGACCAUUGUCCCACAACAACAGAUAGGGAUGGAUCCCCAGACCUCCACCCUACAGCAGCAGCCACAACAGCAAAUGGAGGCCCAGGCCACUCUGCACGAACAACAACAACAAGUUAGUGCCACUCAGCUGCCAACAGAACAACAUCAACAGAGCCUUUCAGCUACAGCUGUCCAGAAACAUCAACAUGAGCCUCAACAGCAGAUCUAUGUACAGCAGCCUGUCCCGCAUGUCCAGCCAACUUCUCAGCAGCACGUGUUGAGUACACAAACAGGUAUGGAGCAGCGAGCUAUGUCAGCACCACAUCAAGGGGAGCAACAUCUGGCUUAUGAACAGACUGGGGACCCUCGUGAGCAGACCAUGAUACAAUCACAACAAUUGCAACAACAACUUCAGCAACAGCCAAGUCUGUUACAACAGCAGCAGCAGCAACAACAAGCUUUACUGCUUGAGCAACAUCAGCUGUACGUCCAGCAACAGCUUGAUCAACAGCAACAACAAACACUGCUUCAACAGCAGCAACAGCAGGCCCAACUUCAGCAGCAGCAGCAAGCACUUAAACACAAGCAUCUGUUGGAUCAACAACAGCAGCAAGCUCUUAUUCAACAGAAACACGAGCAGCAACAGCAAGUUCUUAUACAGCAAGAACAACCACAAGUACUUUUACAGCAUCAGUUAGAGCAACAACAACAGCUGACGUCACAGCAGCAGAGCCAAUUAUAUCAAAAAAUUGGACAACACCAAGCUGGAACUCAAAAAGAGCCAGAGAAGCAACUGCAACUUGGACAACAGCAGCAACAAAUCGUAUUGCAGCAACAGCAGCUACAGCAGACUCAACAGCAGGAACAACAAUUGCAACAGCAAGCCUUAAUCCGACAAAUGGAACAGCAACAAGCACUAAUACAACAACAUUUGCAGCAGCAGUUAAUUUUACAGCAGCAGCAGCUACAACAGAAAGCUCAGCUACAGCAACAAGAGCAGCAACAAGUACAACUCAAGCAGCAGAUAGAGCAGCAACAGCAAGCUCUGUUUCAACAACAGUUAGAACAACAGCGUCAGCAACAAGUCCUGUUACAACAACAAGCAGAGAGAUUACAGCAGCAGGCUCUGAUACAGCAACAUAUUCAAGAGCAGCAGCAGCAACAAGCUGCCAUCAUUCAACUACAGCAAACUGAAAAACAAGAGGCUAUGGCUAUUCCUCAAAGUAACAGUGAGCAGCAGAUUCAGCAGCAACCAACUGAUACAUUGCAUAUGUGUAUCCCCCAGCUAAACGCUACUCCGUUUACACCUCAUACCAUUCAGCAACAGGUGACAGAGCAACAACAGCAAGCAGCACUGAUGCAGCAGCAGCAAGCAUUUGUUGCCCAGCCGCAGCACCACACCUCAGUGAUGGAACCUCAUAUUUCAUCUGGAGCUCCUGCUGCUACUGAGACAAUUCAGCACCGAAGUCAUAUUGUAUCCCAGGUCAACGUGCCCAUGACCAUUCAGACCUCACAAAUCCCUGUUCAGAAGUCUGCUGUUGUCCCAGCACAAGUCCUCACUCAGCAAGGACAAAGGGAAGUUCACUCCCAGAACCAAGGCCAGAUCCCAGUCCAGUUUAUUGCCCAGUCUGCACCCCAGGCAGCUCAGGCUAUGCCUGAGGCCCAAGUAACACCCCCAGUGGCAAUGAUCCAAGGCCAGACGCAAAUCAUCCAGACCCAGCAAAUUCCUUUGCAGACUACUUUUCCUGGGCCUGUCCCUCUCUCACAGAGUCAGAUAACUGCUCAGCCAUUAAUCCAGACUCAGCCUUUGCAUGCAACUAUUACUCAGUCCCAGCCACCACCGGCCCAGGUCCAAAAAGUUGACAUUAAGAUGAUGGGCCAACAGAACCAAGCUACUGCCCAACCUCCUUCUGCAAUUGCCUCAAUUCCCACUCAGAUACAACAUGAGACUCAUGUUCAGCAAAAACCUCCAAUGCCAGGGCUCAUGCAACCCCAGUUCCAGCAACAAAUGCAAGGCCAGGUGCAAGCUCAGCCUGCCGUUGGUCUUUUGACUCAUCAGCAUGUUCCUCAGCCUACCCACCAAUCCAUGCCAUCUGUACAACAGGAUAUAACUCAUAUUUCACAACAGCAGGAGCAGCAGCAUCCAGUGCACCAGUAUCAGACGCUGAUUUUGUCUCCUGGCUCAGCUGGAAGUGUUGGAACUAAAACAGAUUGUCUCAGUACAGUAGUUGACCCUACAAGCUUUGCUACCACUCCUCAUUCUGUGCAUACUAGACAAGCCUAUGUUCCGGGCCAAACAGCACUUCAUCAAGUUGUUCAGGCCCAACAGCAGCCCAUAGCAAGCACUGUUGACCCUUCAGUCAUUCCGUCGAUCUCCCAGCUGGCUAUGACUCAGUCUACUGAGCAAUACCAGCAACAGCUACUGAAGCUUUCUCAAGUGCAGCAACCAAUAGCCAUACCUACCACACAGGCCCAGUUACCAGCACAGCCCAUCCCAACUUCCAUUCAACAACAGGUUCCUCUGCAGCAGGCUUUGAUGCCCCUUGAUGAGAAUCAGCCUCCCACACAGUGUCAACCUACUUCACAUCUAGUGACCCAACCUCCUCCACAGUCAGCUCCUACUCAUGUGGCUGAGCCUCAGUCCCAGAACAGGGCCCUGCCCCUCCAAAGUCACCUAGUGUCAGCUUCCCCUCCAUCUCCGCAGCACCAGGCCAAGCAAAUGCUGCCAGCUCACACACACACACAAACCAGCAGUCAGGCCCAGACACACUCCCAAACACAGACACACGUUCAGACCCAGGCUCAUUCUCAUACUCAGACACACACUGAGACACCAAUUUCUGAACAGCCUGCUCUGCCCCAUGCUGUCUUUCCUGCACAACAAAUGCCCCUCAGCCCUUUGCAUACUUCAUGUCCCCCAACAUCACUACCAUCUGUUCCAUCCUUACCAUCCCAUCAUCCUGCCGCUGCCCCUGCUCCAGAGCUGCCUACAUCUCCACCAGUGGCCCAGGUAACCUUACCAGGGCAGGCCGACUUUAUACCUACCUCCCCUCCACCUGUUGCUACUCUACAACCGCUUGAUUCUAAUGCUCCCAAACUGCCCCAAGCCUCGCUGCAAGACUGUGACCUUUCCCUGCUGGGCAUUGCUCAGGAUGCUCCAUACCUGACAAGUGCAGAACACCAUUCUUCUUCAGGAUCUGUUCCAGCCAAUGGAGAAGACCCACUGCAGCUCUUGGCGAAUGGGAAAUCAGAGAAAUUAAAGGCUCAAAGAAGAGCUUCCUGUCAGAGGACUGAGAAAGUUUCACAUCAGUUUCAACUUAGCAUGCUUCAGGUGUCUGGCAGUGGGGACAAUAUGGUAGAAUGUCAGUUGGAGACCCAUAGCAACAAGAUGGUGACAUUCAAAUUUGACAUCGAAGGGGAUGCACCUGAGGACAUAGCAGAUUACAUGGUGGAAGAAGACUUUGUUAUUGAUGUGGAGAAAGAGAAAUUUGUCGAGGAGCUUAGAGCAAUAGUAAAGAAAGCCCAUGAAAUUCUUCAGACACAUUCACUGACUGGAUCAACUGACCAGUUACAUGUGAGCACUCCAACUAGCUCAAUGGACUCAGUGCCCCAUUCCUCCCCAGUGGGACGCUGGCGAUUCUUUAUUAAUCAGACCAUCCGCCAUAGAGACUCCCUUUCCAGCCAGGGAGCUGCCACAUCACCAGCCACUGCAGAAACGCGGAUUCCCCAGUCCCCUAAAAAAGAGAAGGGUGAGCUCUACUCAGAAAGUGAAGGAUCCCAGGGUCUGGAGUCCUUAACUGAAAUGGCCUCACCCACCUUUGCUACCCUUUCUACUACUUCCCCCCCAGUCUCCAUCGUCUCAGCCCCCACAUCCAUGGCCCCCUCAGCCACCGCUGCCCCUGCUCCUCACACCACUGCUUCUGAAACCGUCUCUGGACCAUCCUCUGUUCCUGUCACUGUUUCAGGUGGUGUUGAACUGCCAGUCCUCAAGUCAGCUCCUGCUGAUCAAAUUCCCAUUGCUCCUUCAACCAUAGCAAUGCCUCUUGCUGCUAACCUCCCCGCCUUGACCACUGCUCCUGCUGUUGUGUCUCCCACACCUACCACCAUUCUUUCUGAUACCCUGACCCCUCCUGGAACCAGUGUUUGCUCCGCUGCAGGUCAAAGUACAGGGGAUACAUUGGUCACUGCUGCAAGUCCAUGUGUGUCUGCACUGGACCAGUCUUCAGGCUCUUUUCAUUCCCCUCCUCUUGCAGCAGUGAUGCCAUCUGUAGUCAGCCAACUUGGCAUAGAUCAGCAGCAGACAUUCACCCAGGUUGCUAAACCAGUCCCACAACAACCACAAUCACAGCCACAGCUGCAGCCUCCAUUACAGCAGCAGGUACUGGCAGCACCACAGCAACUGCAGGCAAUGCAGUUUGAGCAACAGAUACAGCAUUCAACACCACAGCAGCACUCACACCAUCAAAUGUACCAAGAACAAAUUCCACUGCAGCAGGAACAAGCACUGCAACAGUCUCUCCAGCAGUUACAGCAACAGCAACUCAUACAAAAACAAACACUACUUCCACAACAACUAACUGAGGUACAGGUGCUGCCUCCGUCAGGUCAUGCAGAGUUGUUACAACAGUCUGUACCUGUGCAUCCGUUUCUGCCACCAUUGCCCCUACAGCAAACCCAACAACCUGUUGUUCAGCAGCAAACAUCACAAUAUGCCCCACAGUUGUUACAACAACAUCAAAUACAGCAGUUACCACAGCAGAUUAUGGCAACCCAAGCUGCUGUUGUGCCCCAGCAGCAGGAUCAGCAGCAACAGCCACAGUUAAACCUACAACAGACAAUACACGUACAGCAGCAGCAAAUGGUGCAACAGCAACUACAGCCACAGCAACAUCAAAUGCUUAUGGGUUCUGUUCCUUUGAAACCAGAUCAAAACCAAAUGCUGCCCCUGUCAGUUAGUCAACAGUUUCUUCAACAGCAGCCACAGCUAAAUGCUAGCCCUGUUCCACAGCAGCAGAUUCCACAACAGGUCCAAGUGCCUGCUGAGCUAAUACAACAGCACGUGCAGUCACAGAUACAGCUGCAACACAUUGAGCAGCAACAGGAAAUUGUAAAAACCAUGGACACACCCGAGAAACAGCAGCAGUUUCCCUUGCAGAAGCAAUCUUCUUUACAGAUGUCAGAGUCAGAGGUUUCUACGGGAGAAACAAGUGUCACAGACGACACAGGCAGCUGUUCUGCCCCUUUUCUCCCUUCUUCUGACUCCUCUCUGCCACCUCUACAUCUGAGCUCUACUGAAGCCCCUUUACCCACUCUCUCCCUCACAAUGACGCCAUCCCCUGCCCAGCCUUCGUCUGUGGCCGAGUCAGAUAGUGAAGGCCCCCCCAAAAUUGAAUUUGUAGACAACCGCAUUAAGACUUUGGAUGAAAAGCUAAGAAACUUGUUGUAUCAGGAGUACAGCAGUGGGGCAGCACUGGCCGGGGGAGCUGCUUCUGGCCCUACAUCAGCUGCCUCUACGUCAGCAGGAGGUGAUGAGUCUUCUGAACCACAGUCACUUCACCACUCAUCUUUCCCCCCACCUGCCUCCUCCUCAGAUACUUCCCCCCACUCCUCAUCCUCAACUACCUCCUCUACCACCUCUCGUUCCUCCUCUACCUCUCCUGAACCAGAGAAGGAUGGAGUGGGAGAGGAAGGUACCUCAGAAGGGCCCAACUCCGUGGAGCAGGGCCCAGUGGAGCAGCAACCUGGUCCAUCCCUCCCCUCCACCUCUGCCUCAUCCACCCCGCCUACCUCCCUCCUGCCUCCGAAUCAGGAUGACUCUGCUGGGCACCAACGCCCACCUGUACCACGAGAGCCAACCAUUCUUGCUGUACCCCCACACUCUGACACCAGUGCCACUGGAGACGCAUCAUGGCCCCCCAAUCAGCACCCGAUCCCCCUCCGGCAUGGACAGCAGCAGCACAAUGCAGGAGGUGGAUAUUUUGGCCUAAACCUGACAUGUCCUAGUAUCAGAAAUCCUGUUAGCAAGAAAUCCUGGACUCGAAAAUUCAAAAACUGGGCAUGCAAACUGCGCCACUCCGCCAGCUUGUUCAAGAAGCCCAGAGUCCAGCAAGAUGGACAUUCAACCAGCCAGACACUGAAAGAUGACAAGGAGGUGGCCCCAUUAAACCCACCUCAGUCACGCAAAGGGCGAUUUCAGGUGACUCCAGUGCUCCAGACCUCUCUCCCAAAGGAUGUGCCAUCAGGCCAUGGUAGUAGGAAAGUGGGACGCUUCUCAGUAACCCAGACUGAGACCAGGAAAGAGGACAGACAGACUGACAGCUCCCCAGUGUCUCCUGAUUUGGAAAGAGAGAGGAGGAAAUCUCGGGCAAAGGAAGGGGAUAAAGAAGAAAGUAAGAGGACCCCAUCAAUGGCCCACAUGCCUCGAGGUCAUGGGCACAGCCACUCGCCACUGGGCAGCAGCGAUGACGAUGAUGAGAGUGAACUGGAGGAUGAAGACCUGAGAAAAGAAUUACACAAGCUUAGAGAGAAGCACAUCAAAGAGGUGGUUUCCCUUCAGGCCCAGCAGAACAGAGAACUUCAGGAACUGUACAGACAGCUUCGUUCCCUCAAAGACCAAAGGCAGAGUCUGCCUGUCUCGCUGUCCCGAACUCCUCCUCUUCCCACAGGACCUCCUCUCCUCUCUCCUCGCAGACCCAGACCAGCCAAAUCCAAGCUUCGGUCCCGGCCUCACUCUCACAUGGAUAACAACGGAGUUACACACUCUGGGAUGCAGCAGUCAAGUAGUUUUUCUGGUGGUGAGCAGAGUAGACUGUCGUUGUACUGCCACCCAGAGCACCACACUUCACUGCCUGCUAAAAGAGAUCACAGUCCUCUAAGAAAAAGCACAUUCACAGAUGAACUGCACAAACUUGUUGAUAAUUGGACAAAGGAACCAGUCGGCCCCACCCCGCCCAAACCCUCACUGAAUCAAAUCAAGCAGAUUCAGCAAGUGCAGGAGUUGGGAGGCUGGAGUCAGUCAUCAGAGGUGCCUCCUCCAGGUUGGUUUCCAGUGGCACAGCUGAACCCCCAGGCACCCUCGACCCCUGCCAGCUUGACUGUGCCGGCCCCUUCCCAUUACACAGUUGGAGGAAGCCUGUCGACACUGCACUCUCCGGGACCACCACCACCACAAACGCACAUGGCUCAAGUGCCACAAAUGCAGCAAAGUUUACACCUCCAUCAGUCUCUCCCUCUGCAGCAGAUGACCUAUCAGCAGUCCCCACUCCGGCAGCAAAUACCACAGCCCCGGAUGCAAACUCCCAUUCAGUCCCAGUUACUAUCACAGACACAACCCGUCACCCAGCUGCCCCACUCGCUCCCUCAAAGCCAACCGCUGCUGCCUUCCCAAAUGCCCACAUCACCUGUAUCCACAGCUACGUCUCUGUGUGGCACCACUGCACCCACAGAUAGCACCGCUGCUACUGGGGGGGCAUUUUGCUCAUGUUCCUCAUCCUCUUCCACCUGUUCCUCCUCUUGCUCUACUGCUGCUCUACCUUCCAGUGCCAAAAUUCACUCAACACCCCCCACCUCAACUCUUCCUCUGGGACAGAAAUGAAACCAAGCGAAGUGUGAGGUCAAUGUGAAGGUCCAAGAGAUGGAAAUACUACGUGGGUAAGGACGUAAAGCAGAUCCAUUUGAAGUGUUAGUUCUGUGUAUGUGUGAGAGAGUUGUGACCGCAGUGAAUACGUGGAUUCCAGUGGACUUCUGGAUGAGAUGGGAAAUGAAUGUGAAAGAAAGAUGAUAGAUUCUAGCAUGUACAGAUAGGGGGUAACAUGGAGCACAGCAGCUGGGGUUUAUGAAUCAUGAUAUGUUUGGAUGUGGAGAUGUACAAAGUCUUUAAUGUGUGAGUGUGUGCAUUUAUGAGUGUGGUCAGUGUUUAUGGAUUAUCUGAGUACAUAUCACUUAUGUCCUUGGACACAAAUUAACUCAUGUUUUUGUUUGCAAACCAACUCAGCUGGACCUGAAAUCUCACUAAGCAGAGACAAGAAGGACAAAAUAUUUGACAGUGUUGACAUUUUAUGUUUAAUUUGUCAACGCUUACAGUGAAAGGACUGUCAAUUAUAAAAGUGCAAUUAGUAAUGGUCAUCUAAACUGAUCAGCACGUAUUGUAUUGAUUUGUCUGUAAGGCAUAAAUAUUUUUGUAGAAGCACAGUGAUGAAUACCAGAUGCAUAGAAGAUUUUUUCAUGAUCGUUUAAAACUGUAGGCCUGCAGCACAAGGCAUUUCAAUGAAACCUAUUAAAACAACAGCAUGUUAUGCCGUUGAGUGCAUAAAACUUAACUGGCUUUCCUCAUUACCGCAGUGCAACCAAACACACUCUUGCAGUGUCGUGUACCGGAACAGCAUGUGCUUAAUUUGUAUUGUUUAUGUUUGUACCUGAAAAAGGUCUGAAUCGACCAGAUCAGAUGAAUUCAUAACAUGAUGGUAAAUUGAAAUAUGCCAUCUGUGUUCAGUGAAUGCCUUGGUACACUCAGCCUAAGACUGCAUGACCUUAUGACUGACUUGACUUGCCUGAGUGCAAACUGCUUGCACUUGCUGUAUAUUCAUGAAUCUCACAGUUACUGUUUGCGGCCUACUGAGGUAAUCAGUCAUGAGUAAAUUUGCUUUCGGUAUGAUAUGCUUUCACAUUUGACAUUUUUGCUUUCAGUUUGAGCUCCACAUAUCAAACUAUAUCAGUGUCAUGCUGAGGAGGAAGAUGAAAAAGAAAAAAACUGCCAAGUUAUUAUUGACAGGGGAAACCAUAUGGGUUAUUCUAAUAUUGCCUUUUAAGAUUACUGCAUUUUUGUGAGUGUGUGAGUGUAGUUUUCUGUGUGACAAAGCUUUGUGAUAGUCCCAUCGUAUAAUGCGUUAUCAAUUGCAUCCUUGUUUCUUUCAUUCAGAGCAGCCUCGCAAAUGUCACUGUACUCAAAUGGAAAUGUUUACCAAUGUUUUGGGCUCGCUUCCUCAAGAAAUGAGAUCUUAGAUCAUAUGCCGGCUGUAAAUUUGAUGUUCAACACUGUUGUGAGAUCCUCACUUGCCUAUUUGUCAGCUUUAUUUGGCAUUGUACAAAUUCCUUAUUUCAAUUGUGAACUACUUAGUCUUUGACAAUAGGCUGUCGGUGUGAAAGCAUCGAUCAGAAGCUCAAAUGUGGGCCAUAACUGUGCUUUAUGCACACCGCUAAACGUUUACUCAAGUCAAAAAUGUUCCUUUCCUCAAUUCAAAACUCAAGACAUUUGUCAAUGCAGAGAUACGCAUCGAUAAAUGAUAAAUAAGUAAUAUAUCAGCAGGGGAUAUAUUACUGUGCAUUUUAUUGGCUUUUCAGUGCACUUAGCCAUACACACAUUUGACCAUUAAUGGUCAGGCAUUAAUACAUUUUUUGGUGUAAUAAGUAGCCUGUAGUCGAAGCAGCAUUUCUGUUUUAUUAGUGAUGGAGAGAUUGUGUGCCACAGAAAACAGCAGAUUGUACAGGAUGGUAAAGACUGCUAAAUGUGAGUCAAAGACAUAAAAAAACAUGAACGGUUAAGGAGGAAUAGUUCAAGCUAAAGGAUAUGGUUGUUCAGAAACUGCAUAAUCUAGAAUAUGAAUUAUACAGUUCUCUGUAUUUGUUGCUUUUCAAAACUACCCACAUUUUCACAGAGAUAUUCAUUAUUAGUGAAGGUGAAAUACUGUGCUGUCAUGUCUGAUACUAACAUGUAUCUAACAAGCUGCAGCUUAAGGAUCAUGAUUCAUGAUGUCAAGCUGGCUUUGUCCUUGAAGUGUUACCAAAAUGUUAUCUAAAAAUAAAGAUUAUUUUUGUAUUUUGGAAUGGGGUUGUACAAAUUGUAAAAUGGUGUUCUCAUCACUAUAAAUCAGAGGUUAUUUGAAUCUAGAAAAAGCAUGGUUUUCAUUCCUGUUUGUGUGGGACUCCCUGUUUUGAUAUACCUCUCUGAGUCCUGACAGGCCAGGAUCAUUUCAGAUUAUAAUCAGACCAUUUUUGUUCAUGUUUGGCAUUUUAUUUCAGCUUUGAACAGGAAAAGCCCAGAUGAUACAUCAACAGAAUGACGUUGGCCUUCAAGGCUACAGGUCAGAUAUAAAUUUACAAAUUAACACGACAAAAAUCUGGGAGUCUCAAAAUGGCACGACUGAGAACCAAUGAUAAAAAAUUUGGGCAAAAAAAAAAUCUAGAGAAAAAAGUAUGUUGCUGGUGAUUUAGCCUCUGUAAAUUGUAACUAAUUCAACUGUUGAUUUUAUUUAUGUUUUGUAACUAAUCAAAAUAAAUGAUGUUAAACAUCAAAUUACA
Amphiprion ocellaris (clown anemonefish) is the source of this 13753-nucleotide messenger RNA. RefSeq names its product serine/threonine-protein kinase WNK2 (gene wnk3). Gene Ontology annotation, cellular component: cytosol; cytoplasm. The transcript is spliced from 25 exons. Lineage: Eukaryota; Metazoa; Chordata; Actinopteri; Pomacentridae. Gene Ontology annotation, molecular function: chloride channel inhibitor activity; protein serine/threonine kinase activity; potassium channel inhibitor activity. Gene Ontology annotation, biological process: monoatomic ion homeostasis; positive regulation of sodium ion transmembrane transporter activity; positive regulation of potassium ion import across plasma membrane. The coding region runs from base 987 to 11051 and encodes 3354 amino acids. The record is from RefSeq and is a predicted model, not a curated record.